Messenger RNA from Nerophis lumbriciformis (worm pipefish), 6640 nucleotides. RefSeq lists its product as uncharacterized. The record is from RefSeq and is a predicted model, not a curated record. Lineage: Eukaryota; Metazoa; Chordata; Actinopteri; Syngnathiformes; Syngnathidae.
UUUACAUUUUGUCAAGUCGAGUCUAAAGUCAUCAAAUUCAUGACUCGAGUCUGACUCGAGUCCAAGUCAUGUGACUCGAGUCCACACCUCUGCUUUUUAGUAUAAUUGGUCAAGAGGUAUUUAAAAAAACUUAAAUGUAAAUAUUAAAAACUACUACUACAGUACUAAAAUACAUUUUCAGAUUACAUUUUCUUAUGUUGGGUUCACUGUUAAAAUAUGUUUUCCAUGGACAAUAUAAAAUGUAUAUUUGUAAAAUCUUACCUCAUUUUUUUUAUUAUCUUAUUUGGGUUCAAUUUUUACAUUAUGACCGUAACCACAUUUGUUUAUAUACAUAUUUUACGAUUAUCCAUCCAUCCAUUUCCUACCUCUUGUCCCGUUCCGGGUGGCAGGACAUGUCGCUGGAGCCUAUCUCAGCUGCAUUCGGGUAAUAUUUUAAAACACUUGUCAAUUACACUUGGCAACCACAUGAUGUCGCUAGUGACUUCUUCUACUGCGACAAUUUCCUCUUGAUGAAACUGACUUCACUGUGUUUGCAGGAGCUUCAGAAACUGCCACCUCGAGCUCCUCUUCACCACUGAGUAAAUAUUCAUAUUUUUAAUAUUUAUUAUUUGUAUUUAUAUGCAAAACAGUUUCGUCGAAGUGGGGAUAUUGUACCGGGGUUCAAGCACGUACAGACCUGGGGGGCCUGGGCUUUUGUAAAAAAAAAAAAGAAAUAAUAAAAAUUCCUAUAUAAAAUUGGUACAAAAAAAGACGUCAAAAAUCUUAAUAUAAAAUAUAGCCCUGGACGUUCAAUAAAAAGGUUGCUUGAGUCAAAUUAAAAAUGUCUGAGACUGCCUACAUCUCCCUAUCAAAAAUACGAAAUGGUUGAUUCCACCUAUAGGUAGCAGCAAUAAAAACUUCAAACAGUCACUCACCACAGACGUCAUCAUAGCUCACAUUUAAACACAGCACCGACAUUUUGGAACAAGGCGAGGUGAGAGAAGUGAGCAGACACCAAGAUGCCGAGUAAACAGAAGCAGAGGAAACGCAGGAAUAUCCAGAAACAUAAAACGCCCUAUCAGAGGUCCUGUCAACUCCUUACACCCAAGCAGGAAGAGAGUGAGGAGCAAAAAGCAGAACAUGCGCAACACAAGGUGAGACGUAGAAAUUCGUCGCGUCAGCAGCAAGUCAAGAAUGUUCCCAAAUCACCAGGUGGGCAAACCUCAGCACCACAGGAGGACCAGACUGUAACUUCUCUGGAGGAUGAGACACCUUCUGAGCUUCAGAGAGUUCAGACAGAGCCUUUAGAAGACUUACCACAAGAUGAUGGUUCUGUUGGAUCCUCACAGGAGGAUGAGGCCCCUGAGGGACAACAAUCACCAACAGGAGUUCAAGAAGAUGAGACAACUGCAUCUUCUCUGGAGAACAGCACAACUGCAAGGCUGCAGGUGGUGGAAGCUACAUCCGAGGAGGAAAGAGACCCUCAUGAGGUCAAGGCAGAUGUUAGAUCCUACGAGCAUGAGACCAUUGCUGCACCUGAGAACCAUGAGACAUUUGCAACAGCUCAAGAGGAUAUGACCGUUGCUCCUCUGGAGGACAAUACCACUGCAGUGCUUCAGGAUUUUCAGAAAAAUCAAGUGUCACCGAUAGCUGAUUACUCCGCGGCAUCAUCACAGGAGGAUGAGACCCUUGAGGGACAUGGAGAAUAUAACACAAUUACAGCCAGACAGCAGGAUGAGGUAACAAAUGAUGAAACAGAAUGGAUGGAAGAGUCACAUGCAGUAGGUCGGGAAGAUGAGAACACUGCACCUCUUCUGGAAGAUAACACAACUGCAAGUCUACAGGUUGUGGAUUUUGCAUCCCAGGAACAGGAAAGAGUCCUUCAAGAGGUUCAGACAGAUUCCCAAUCCUAUGAGGAUGAGACCUUCACUGAACCUCAGGAGGACGGGAUUUUUGCAACACCUCAAGAGAUGGAUGCAGCCCAUGCUCCUCUGGAGGAUGACAUAGCCAUUGCUUUUCUGGAGGAUGAGGUCACUGCCGUUCUUCAGGAGAUUCUGACAGAGAUAGUCAUCAAAGAGGAGGUGCCACUUGAUAAGCCUGUUGCAUCAUCACAAAAUAAUGAGACCAAUGCUCCUCUGAAGCAUGACACAGCCAUUGCUUUUCUGGAGGAUGAGUUCCCUGCAGUUCCUCAGGAGAUUCUAACAGAGAUACUCAUCAAAGAGGAGGCAACACUAGAUGAUGAGCCUGCUGCAUCAUCACAAAAGAAUGAGCCCCAUGGAUUUGCAGAAGAUGCCUCAUUUAUAGCAGAGAAACAGGAUGAUUUAGCAAAUGAUGAAGAAUGGAUGGGGGAGUCACCGGCAGUAGUUCAAGAAAAUGCAAAAACUACAGCGCUACAGGUGGUUGAAGCUGCAUCGCAGGAGCAGGGAAGAGUCCAUCAGGAGGUCAAGACAGAUGUCAGUUCUCAUGAAGACGAGACAAUCACUGCACCUCAGGAGCAUGAUACGUUUGCAUCAUGGCAAGAGGAGGAUACAACUGGAGCUCUUCUCGAGGAUACCGCAACUGUAUCCCGUGGGGAUUUCAUAGAUCAAGAGCCUCACAAGGAUGAGACCACUGCUGCAUCGUCCAAAGAUGAGACUGCUGCAUCAUUCCAUGAGGAUGGAGCAUCUGCAGGACUUGAGGAGGACGACACAGAUUCCACAGUUGAUGAAGAUGAGAGCACUGCUGACUUGUUAGGACAAACCGCUUUAGGAAAUGCACCACACGCAACUCACAAUGAAGUGAGAUGUCCACAUCCUCCAUUGGAUGUAAAACAUGCAAGAUUAGUCUCCUUCAACAUGAAAAAGCUCAUGAUGAAAGCAUGGCUUCACCUUGGAAGGAUGAGGCUGCGACCUCAAGCCAGCAAGAUGACACCUCAAAUGGGAGGAACACCUGGAGACCUCACGGCGGAUGGCACUGAUACAGAUCUGCAGUUGGAGGAUAAAACUGAUGAACUUCAGGAGGAGGAAAGUACGGAAAACACUGAGGUGUUUCUUCAAGAGGAUGAGAACACAAUUACAAUUGAGGUGGAAGAGAUAGUAGCCUCAGUUCUGAAAGAAGCAACAUCUGCAGCACUUGCGAUCAUAGAGGCAAAUGCAGUGCCCGAAGACGAUGUGAUGUUUGCUGGACCGCAAAAGGAGGACACAGAUUCAGGAUCUCAUGAAGUCCAGGAAAGUCCAGCACCAUACAAGGAUGAGACUAAUGCAGCCUCUCAACAAGAAGCCACAAAUGGGGCAGAGGAAACUACUUCAACUCCUCAGGAGCAAUUUGAAGGUGGUGAGGAAGCUCAGAAGGACCACACAACUGCUACACUUCAAGAACAUGAUACACCGGUAGCCCAUUCCGAAGAUGAAACUAUUAAAGCACCUUUUGAUGAUGAGACCCACUUGUCAACAGAAGAACAAGCUGCUACAUCACCUUUGGAGAAUGAGAGCCUGAAGGAAGACAUAACGGCUGCAGCUCAAGGGGACUGGACAUCCCAAGCUUCUCCGGUCGAUGGUACAGCUGCUGAAGAUCAGCAGACAGAACGAGCUUCAGUAUGUCAGGAAGAAGAAAGUCAGCAGGAUGCAACAACUCUAGAACUUCAAGAGGAGGACACAAGUCCUGCAACCCAAGUCGAUCAAAUAAGUACAUCCCUAAAGAAUAGAAAAACAUCAGAAAAUCAGGAAGUUGAGAUAAAUGUUGCACUUCAGGGGAAUGAGACCACUGCUGCACAUCCGGAGAAACUGGCAAACAUAGCACCAGAGGGGGAUAAGACUUCAACAUCAGUUGUGGUGGACGCAACAACUGCGGAGAAAACGAGUGUUGCAACACAAGAGGAUUACACAACUGAAGCUCUGUUAGAGGAAGAGAGAACUUCACAAUCUAAGACAUAUGUGGUCAUACAAGAGGAUGAGACACCUCUGCAAAUCUUGGAAGAUACCAACGGUGCAAUCCUUGAGGAGACAACCAUGGUGUCACAAGAGAAUGAAACCGUCCACCAGGACCCUGACCCAUCGGCGAACAAGCACAAAACUGAUGCACCUCAGACGGAUGAGAAUGGUUUGCUUCAGGAGCACAGAGAACAUAGCACGUUUGACACCAAUAUAGUUAUUCAGGAGGAUGCGACACUCAUGGUUACAGCACUGCAGGGAGAUGAGCUAAUUACUGUUGAGAUGCAUCCUGUACCUCACCAUACCACUCCUGCACACCAAAGACAGGAGAUGUUUGCAUUUGUUCAAGAGGAUGAGACUCUUCAGGGGGAGGACAAAAUGGUUGAACCUCAAGACUAUCACAAUGUUCUGCAAAAAGAAACACAUCAAGAGGAUACAAAUGAAGAGACAGCUGUUUUAUACAAGUGGGAUGAGACUGCUACACCAGCAUUGCAGAAUGAGACAAAUGUUGAACCUCAUGAGGACAACAUGACUACUGAAACUCAGGCAGAGGCUGAACCUGUGCCGAUUUUGAACAAUGAGGCCAAUAUAGAAUCUCAGGUGGAUGAGAUAGUUACAGAACUUCCGAAAAUUGAGUCCACUACACCAGCUUUGCCAAAUGAGAAAAAAAUUAAACUUUGCGAGAUUGAAACAGCCGUUUCACCUCAGAAUGAUGAGACACAAAUCAAACCUCAGGAGGAUCAGACCGGAUCAGAACCUAAGGAACAUGAGACUGCUAUACCAGCUUUUCUGAAUGAUGUUGAACCAGAGAAUAGUACUAUACCCGAGCAGGAGGGUACCAUGUCUGAACCUCAAGAAAAAGAGAGUUCUACACCAGCUCUGCAGAAUGAGACAAAUGUUGAACCUCAGGAGGGCGAGAUCUUUGCAUCACCUUUGGAGGAUGAUACAUCAGCUCUACAGAAUAAGACAAAUGUGGAACCUAAAGUAGAUACAAUGCUGGCUACACCUCAGGAAUAUGAGAUCCCUGCUGUGUGUCUAGGUUUUGAGACUGCUACAUCAGCUUUGCAGAAUGAGACACAUUUAGAAUCUAAGGAGGGUUACAUCUUUGCUGCACCCCAGGAAGAUGAGACAUUAUCUCCAGAUUUGCAGAAUGAGACAAAUGCUCAAUUCCAGCAGGGUGAGAUCUUUGCAGUACCUCAGGAGGAUGGUACAUCACCUCUGCAGAACGAAACAAAUGUGGUACCUCAAGUGGAUAUAAUGCUGACUAAAACUCAGGAAGAUGAGACUACCACUGCUGCAUGUCAAGAGAUGGAUAUGAUCCUGGCUGUACCUCAGGAAGAUGAGACUCCUACACCAGCUUUGAAGAAUGAGACAAAUGUAGAACUACAAGUAGAUAUGAUCCUGGCUGUACCUCAGGAAGAUGAGACUCCUACACCAGCUUUGAAGAAUGAGGCAAAUGUAGAACUACAAGUAGAUAUGAUCCUGGCUGUACGUCAGGAAGAUGAGACUCCGACACCAGCGUUAAAGAAUUUGACAAAUGUUGAACUACAAGUAGAUAUGAUCCUGGCUGUACCUCAGGAAGAUGAGACUCCUACACCAGCUUUGAAGAAUGAGACAAAUGUUGACCUACAAGUAGAUAUGAUCCUGGCUGUACCUCAGGAAGAUGAGACUCCUACACCAGCGUUAAAGAAUUUGACAAAUGUUGAUCUACAAGUAGAUAUGAUCCUGGCUGUACCUCAGGAAGAUGAGACUCCUACACCAGCUUUGAAGAAUGAGACAAAUGUUGAAGCCCAGGCAGCUGACACAUUUGCUGCAUGUCAGCAAGAUGUGACCACUGUUGGACCUCAGGACGAUGUAACUUCUGAAUCAGUUUUUCGGAAUGAGACAAAGGAUGAGACCAUUUCUGAACCUCGGGAAGAUGAGACUCCCACACCAGCUUUGCAGACUGAGACACAUGUUGAACCCCAGGAUAGUGAGUUUUCUGCACCUCAGGAAGAAAAAAUAUUUGAACCCCAGGAUAGGGAGACCCUUUCUGCACCUGAGGAAAACAUAUUUGAACCCCGGGAUAUGGAGACCUUUUCUGUACCUCAGGAAGUAAAAAUAUCAGUUCCGCAGUAUGAGACAAAUGUGGAACCUCAAGUAAAUAUGAUGUUGCCUGGAUCUCAAGAAGAUGAGACGACUUCAUCAACUUUGUUGAAUGAGAGAAACGUUGAGACUUUUGCUGCAUAUCAGGAAGAUUCCACCACUGCUGAACCCCAGAAUGAUGAGCGUCCUUUGUCAGCGUCACAAAAUGAGACACAUGUUGAACCUGCGGACGAUGACUGUCCAUCAGCAUUGCAGAAGAAGACAGCUGUUGACCCUGAGGAUGAUGAGUGUCCUUUAUCAGAAACACACAAGACAGAUGUUGAACCUCAGGAAGAUGCGCCUCCUUCAGCAACGUCACACAAUGAGACAGCUGUGGAACCUCAGGACGGUGAGCACCCGUCGUCAUCCUCGUCGCUGAACGAGACACACGCUGAAUCUCAGGAAGAGGACGACGGCAUGAAUGAAUUCAAUAAAGCCAUCAAGAAGUUGCUCCUAAAAGGAGAGCAGUUGGAGCAGCUACUUGAGCAGGAGAAAGUAGAGAUAGAAAACCUCCUCCUGUCCCUUGUGUCGCUCUAGGGACAACGAAGCAAAUUACCCAUUCACUUGUUUUUCUCUACUUUAGUGAGCCGUGUAAUAUAUUUAAUGGAACUUAAAUGAAAAUAAAAAAA